This is a messenger RNA of Notothenia coriiceps (black rockcod), 2524 nucleotides long. It is a transcript of the gene prokr1b, whose product is annotated as prokineticin receptor 1b. The transcript has 4 exons. Bases 657 to 1832 code for a protein of 391 amino acids. NCBI's taxonomy places the organism in Eukaryota, Metazoa, Chordata, Actinopteri, Perciformes, Nototheniidae. Gene Ontology annotation, biological process: neuropeptide signaling pathway. Gene Ontology annotation, molecular function: neuropeptide Y receptor activity. The record is from RefSeq and is a predicted model, not a curated record. Gene Ontology annotation, cellular component: plasma membrane.
UUUAGUCUUGUCUCUUCCUGUGUUCAGUGUUGGUUCGUCUUUUGUUGGUGAAUGAGUUCACCGUGGAGUGUUUUGUGUUUCCAAGUGAUUUUUGAUAAGAGCCCUUGAAAUAAAGGUAUUAUCAGUAUUAUCUGCGUUUGGGUCCUGCUCCACUCCUCGUAUCACAUGUGCCAUUGGAUUGAAUGUGUGGAAUAUUCAAGAAAGAAGAAAGCAUACAGACGCAACUUCCCCCUCCUCUUCCUCCCCUUCUCGGAAUCCCUCCUGAGGAGAGCGGAGCGGACAGGCAGCAGAUAGAAAUCACAGCGUGAGUGUGCGUUGAGGCUGAUAGAGUGACCUUCUGGCUUCACCGGUGGGAUUUUUUAUUAUUUCAGCACUUCGCCUGGGUAUCACAAAUAACACAGAGCCGUCAAUAAUAUUUAUUUACAUUUUUCAGCCGAGAAAAGUCCUUUUUCAACAUUUUACGGUGAAAAUGCGCUGCCGUUUCCAAAGAAGAUUCACCCUGUUCAGAAUUCAACAGUCAAAUAAUUGAGCUAGUUUUCUUGGAAUGAUUGGUACCAUGAACCAGAAAGAAUCAUAAACUUAAGCCCUAAUUUGCUGGACCAGGUUGUUUUUAAAUACUAGUCUUUCUAAACAAGGAAAAGAUAGUUUGCUAAAACAUGGGCGACUCCAACCUCAGCCACAUGGUAGCACCUUGUACAGAGAUGCAGGACAAUCUCCUUCAUUACAUGGACAGCUAUGAUAUGGACUAUGGAAUCCCUCCGGAUGAGAUCCCAGACACCACGCAGGGCCAGGCCUUCUUUGUGGCCACCAUUGUUAUUGGAGUGGUGCUUGUCUGCAUCAUGCUUGUCUGUGGGUGCGGGAACUUCAUAUUCAUUGCCACGCUGACACGCUACAAAAAGCUGCGCAACCUCACCAACUUGCUCAUCGCAAACCUUGCCAUCUCAGACUUCAUAGUGGCAGUUGUGUGCUGCCCAUUCCUCUUGGACUACUAUGUGGUGAAAAAGCUCUCCUGGGAUCAUGGAUUACUGCUGUGUGCCUCCGUCAACUAUCUCCGGACAGUGUCACUCUACGUGUCCACAAACGCAUUGCUUGCCAUUGCAAUUGACAGGUACAUGGCGAUAGUCCAUCCUCUGAGGCCUCGUAUGAAGUACCAAACCGCCUACUUCCUCAUCACAGGAGUCUGGAUUGUUCCUAUUGUGAUAUCAAUUCCCUCAGCCUACUUCACCUCUGAGACCAUUUAUCCUCAUGGUGGCAACUCCCCAACAACUCACAAAGUUUUCUGUGCCCAGAUCUGGCCUGUAGACCAACAAAUCUACUACCGCUCUUACUUCCUGUUUGUUUUUGCUGUGGAGUUUGUUGGGCCUGUGAUCAUCAUGGUUAUGUGUUACUACCGAAUUUCCCGCGAGCUCUGGUUCAAGAGUGUUCCAGGUUUCCAGACGGAGCAGAUUAGGAAGAGGUUGCGUUGUCGUCGCAAGACAGUGAUCGUCCUGAUCGGGAUCAUGACGGCGUACAUCCUGUGCUGGGCCCCUUACUAUGCCUUCACCAUAAUACGAGAUUUCCACCCAACACUAAUCUCCCGCCAGAAGAACUCAUUGGUUGCUUUUUAUAUCAUCGAGUGCAUCGCCAUGAGCAACAGCAUGAUCAAUACCUUCUGUUUUGUCAGCGUCAAGAACAACACAGUUAAGUACCUUAAGAAGAUUGUACUGAUGCGCUGGAGGUCCACGUAUGACCCUGGAAAGGCUGUGGAUGAGAUGGAUGUUAGGACUUCCUCCAUGCCUGUUACAGAGGAGAUUGAAUGCAUUCACUUGAGGUGCAGAGAAGAAAUUAUUUAAUCAUAUAUAUUUUUGGCUGUUGAGUUACAGAAAUGUCGAUAGUGAUGAGUUCAUAUUCAACAAUUUUUUUGUGUUUAGAUCACAUUUUGGGAAGAUAUCAAGCACCACAAAUCACAAGGAAAGGUUCAACCUUAUACAUUGAUAAAUGGGGCAACAUAUUCAGCGACUAAGUCAGUAUUAAAUACAGGACUUUUCCUUGAGGUGUUAUGAGAAUAUAAUUAUUGUGUACACUGUGACACUCCAUUAUUGUUAAAAGUUGUAGCAUGUGUAUAAUCUGACAUGUAAGACUUGUAAACUGCUACUGCCAUAACUUAUCUAUGAUGUUUACUAUAAUUGUUAAUUAUUCUUUUCGUAUUGCUUUUAUCUUGUUUUAAAAGAGAUUUGGGUAAGGUCAAUUCACUUAAUACUUAAGAUAUCCUUUCAUUGACCACCAUUGCUUUUGUAUUUCAAGUGUUGUGUGUUUUCUAGGGUCCGAGCUAUGUUUUGAAAAUUCAGGGUUUUUAAAUAAAGAUGUAACUUUGUGGAAUGUAGAACAAUUGAAAAGGUAUUUUGAAUGUCUUCAAGUAAGAUAUAUUUUCUUGGUUAUUUGUCCUUAAAAAAAUAAUGUAUUGCAUGCUUUCUUGGUAAUUUAACAUAUUGUAUGUGCUUAUGGUAAUAAAUAAUGGUACACUGAAAAUAAAAGCUGUUUAAUU